AUGGAAUUGGUAUAUUUGUGGUUUGCUUAUCUCGUAAGAGCCCUGCUGCUGCUUGACCACAUCACUGGUCUCACACUAAGAAAAAGAGUAAUGAAUGGGCCUCAGUUAGAGUCGCAGAAUUACCAAGAUGAGAACACUCCAUUGCUGCGCCAACAUGAACGAAGUGCAGAGGAAGACACGACGAAAAGUCCCCCACUCCUGAUCAGAUGGUUCAAUUCGGUGAAACACUGUAUAGCUAGAAAUCCUUACAGCUUUGCGGUAGGUUUUGCUUUUCUGGCAUUUUUUGGGUUUCAUCUGUGGUUGUUUGCUACUAAGGGAAGCAGUUUUUAUCAGGAAGCUAUGGUCGUAAACUUUCAGCAUGUUACACUUGAGGAAUUCACUGAUAAGGGUAUUAAGAUAUCCUUCAAAGGGUCGCUGUUCUUUGAUUACAACAUGAUCAAUAAUUCGUAUUAUCGUCUAUAUACCAUUUUGAUGAGCACAUUAGUUGGCACAGUAAAGGUCUGUAAUCCCAGUGUCUUUGACGUUUUUUUGAAGCUUGGGGAUACGAAGUCUGAUAAAUACCAAUUUCAUCGUAUUUCAAACUUGCAAUUACCCGAGACUGUGAUUGACUUGACAGAUAAAAAGAUAAAUGACAUUGCCAUCGAACAAUCCGUUGAUAUUUUUGAGCAUCCGAUCAACCAAUUGGGAAAAGAUAUACUCAGUUUAUGGAGUAAUCACAGUCAUCCUGAUGAGAUUUUUUUUACCGCACGAACAAGUGGAAACCUUAACAUGGCUACACUGUCACUUCAUGUGGGAAAUUUCAGUGUUACUCGUGAUUUAACGUUGUCCUUUGACACUUCCGAUGGUGAUUUGGAGGAGUAUAUGAAGAUUGACCAGAUAUCAAUCUCCGACCAAUUGGGGUCCUAUCAGGUUGAAACAUUGGCAACUUUUAGUCCAUUAAAAUACCCAUUAAAAGCAUCGAUUCCUCAUGCUUCCUUUCAAAUCAGGAUUUGGGAUUGUGAAGAAGAAGAACUUGUACCUCUUGCUAAUUUGUCGAUGGAUCAGGUGUUCCUGAAACCUUACGAGGAAUUGAUGGUUGGUUCCACUUUAACGAUCAGUGAGCUGGAUUCUAGGUUAACCUCAAAUUGCCCGUCUACCAAUAUUUCGCCAUUAAAUGAGUUAGUCGUCGACUAUUUACGCGGUGCAAAAUCGUUAAUCUACUUCUGCGGUUCAACUAACACAGAAAACGAGGAUAUUCCAGAAUGGCUUCAGUCAGUACUUGAAGGACUCGUUUUACCAUUCGACUCCCGCAUUAUUUCCCCCCUAUUAAAAAAGUUUACUCCAGACUUGGACUCUUUAAACACUACUCUGCAACUCAAAGAGAUUGGAAUCCAUUCAAUAGAUUCAGAUUCCCAACCACAUAUAAAUGCAAAGUUUUAUGGUGACGUGACUUUACCAGCUUACACAAAUUUAUCCAGCCUGAAUAUAUCCGGAUUUACAUCCUCAUUUGAUGUUUCACAAGCCCACAAAAGCAUUGCGAAGGUGUACAUCGAAGAAUGGCAGGAUAGUUCUACCACUGUUAGUGAAGACGUCCUUUAUUUCCAAGGGAUAAUCAAGGAUAGUCUGAUUGACAUACUUUCCCCAGAAACAAUUUCUCAUAUGAUCCAAAAAUAUUUGAACAAUCACUCGCAGACUGUUGAUGUUGAUGCAACUUUAGGGAUUCAAGCACAUAUUCCAGUAUCCGAACAGCGUCUCGAGCUUUCAGACCUUGAAGUACAACUUCCGAUCGAAUUGGCCGGACCUUCGAAGGAUAUUGACAGUGUGCUGGAUCAUUUGAAUGUCACGGUUCUCAACAUUGACGUCAUCUCAACUACCAAGGAUUCCAUUUUAUUGCUGGUAGAUGCAGACAUACUAAACCCUUUCGCCAGUGGAUUCAACCUCGUGAAUAUUGAUCUGGAUUUACAACUUGCAUACAAUGAAUCGACACUAGGCCACCUCUCCUUAUUUGAGAACAUUGAAAGUUCAGGAAGCUCCUGGUUCUCAGCUUCUGCGCUUUUUGACAUUGAUCCGAAUCGAUACACAAUUGACAAUAUCCCAUCAUCAGAUGUAUCCCCAAUAGAGAAACUCGAACAAUUGGUCAGCGGAUACCUAUCUGGCGAGGAAACAUUAGUAACCAUUGAAGGCCACGAUAGAAGUAUACCGACUUCACCUUUACUAUCUCAAGUUUUGAAAAAUUUAUCAGUGACAUUACCAAUUCCACAAAUUGUCUACGAAGAACACAAAAUCCUAUCAUCAAACCCAGAUUACCAAUCUGGUUUUAUCCUAGAUUCAACGAUGCAUCUCAUGUCAUCCGAGAUAGAAUUUACAGUCUACAAUCCAAUAUCUAACUCUGAAGCAUUUGUCUUGAUACAGAACGCCAAAGCCUCUUAUGAAGGCACUGUAUUAGGAUAUAUUGGGAGAGAACAGAGUCUUAUCAUCCCACCGGGAGUAAGCACAACUCCUCGAAUUCCUAUCCGAUAUGCAACUUCCGGAAUAGGAGCUGAUAUUUUAAGGAAAGCUGUGAACGGUGAACUCAAGGUCGACGCGCAGGCCGUUGUCGAGUUUGGUUUACAAUCUUUCAAGCUUCAAUUGAUCUAUCAUGGUAAGGGCAUGAGGAGUAACAUUAGAUUAUAG
Molecule: messenger RNA, 2652 nt
Organism: Komagataella phaffii GS115
Lineage: Eukaryota; Fungi; Ascomycota; Pichiomycetes; Pichiales; Pichiaceae
Exons: 1
Coding region: 1-2652 (883 amino acids)
Cellular component (GO): fungal-type vacuole membrane
Source: RefSeq, a predicted model, not a curated record